Molecule: messenger RNA, 926 nt
Organism: Pocillopora verrucosa
Lineage: Eukaryota; Metazoa; Cnidaria; Anthozoa; Scleractinia; Pocilloporidae
Source: RefSeq, a predicted model, not a curated record
CACGUUAGUAUCUCUAGGAACUAGUGAUCAUCCAUUUUGUCGUCAUUGCAAUUUCUGGUUGUGCCUGUUAUGCUGCAAGCAGCUGGACUUGGAAAUGAGCUUCCUUUCUAGUAUUUACGCGAAGGUUUUGGGAACGAACUCAAAGAAAUCGGAGGAAACCAGUUCGGACGGUGGAAACGGUUUCGCAGAAGCAUACGACAAUGAAGACGGCUUUGUAUUGUACACUCCUUAUCAAAACAAGCGAUGCAAGCAAUCUGAUUACAACCCUGAAUCUAGAAAUGUGAAAGUGUUUGAAAAUUACCAGAAGAGCUGUUCAUAUCCACCAACAGGUUCAACUGCUUACACAACAUCUACUUCAAAGACAGCAUCAAAAAAGAACACAACUUUCAUUACAGUCUCUGAUAUUCCAAUGGAACUGUCUAAACAAUUGCAAGCUAUUUUACACACAAAUCAAAGGACUGGUAAUGUCCUGAGAAAAGCUUUGCCAAAUAUCGAUCAAUACAAUUAUGACUUUUCACUGGAGAGAGCUGUCAUCAGUUCAUUAGAGGGGAUUUCAUGACUUUUUAUCAAGCUCUGGAACAUUUGCAAAUUUGAUUUUGCAUCACAAAGACUUCAUGGAUAAGUCAGGACAUUAGCGUUGAAUCCUUUCUCUCCCUGAAGGGAAAAAUCUGUGGACUUUCUGCAUAUGUUACUACAAUGUCAUUCAGAGAAUGAGUAGGGCUUAGAAAAUUACAUAAUACCAAAUUCUCAAGAAUAGCCGUCAUUGGGAUGUGUGGUCAUCUAUUAGGAAAAUUAGCCCAUCAUUAGUCGGACCAGAGUAAAAGGGUUGAAAGAUUGAAACGGACAGCAUAUGGACUAGACUAGACUAGAAAGUAAAACAGUCAGAUUACUUGACGUGUCUUUUGUAAUUACAAUAGCAUGUAGUA